AUGUUUUCCCUGUCUGAACUGGCACCUCUGAACCAGCACCAGAACCAAUGCAAGUUACUGAAGCCCUGGUGGGAGGUCUUCAUGGAUUACCUGGGGGUCCUGAUGCUCCUGGCCUCUGUCCUGGCCUGUACCGAGCAGCUUUCCCGGGACAAGCUCUUGUGCAUUCCUCUGGAUCCACACGCCGGUCAGUCUAGUAGCCCUAGUGACAACAUGGAGGAGCAGAUUACAUCUCAGCCAAGUACCAGCACAACUCCAACCAUCAACUCCCAACCUCAGGGUCGACGGACUAAUUUGGUGUAUCAGCAAUAUGUGUAUAUCAGUCAGGUAUGUUACCAUGACGCUCUGCCUUUCUGCUCACGUUUCUUCCCCUACAUGGCCUUGAUGCAGUCCCUGGUCCUAGUGACCUCUGGCUCCUUCUGGCUGCAUUUUCCACACACUUCGGCCCGCAUAGAGCAUUUCCUCACCAUCUUGAGCAAGUGCUGCGAGUCACCAUGGACAUCUCAGGCCUUGUUCCAUGCUGCGCAACAAGACACUGCCCAAGAGACAAACGUGACCUAUCAGAGAGCUCCGUUACGUUCGUCAUCAUAUUUCCUGUCAAUGAACUUUAUCAGGAAUGCCAGCAUAGACUCAAGUAGUGAUAGUCCACUGUUAAAAAGAGCGGCAAGCAUUUCUACCACCGUUCCUCCAUCGCCAUGUCUCUCCUCUCAAUCCUGCACCUUUGAAAAAACUUCUACCUUACUGAGCUCCCAAACACACCCCUUCAAAACAACAGUGUUUGAAAAUCAUGAUCCCCAGCGUGAUGUCAGCCUGGAUAAGAAUGACGGCGAACAGGCCAGGGCACUGUUUGAGAAGGUCCGCAAAUUCCGAUCGCACAAUGAAAACUCUACAGUAAUAUAUCAGGUGUACCUGGCUCAGACUGUCUUCAAGCUGUUCUUGGUUGUGCUCAUUGGGUGUUACACAAUCCCUCUGCUGAGCUCCUUCUCCUUCAGUCUUAACUGUGAGGCAGAGGAGCAGGGUCUGGUGGGAUACUCCUCCUUCCAGUGCAUCCAUGUUCUCUCCUCUCUGCUGCGUAAUCUACUGCUGGCCUAUAUGAGUCUGCUAGGAGUCUACGGCCUCCUCAAUCUCUACACAUUGGGUUGGAUCUUACACAGUGCUCUGCGUCAAUUCUCCUUUCCCUCAGUAAAGGACGCAAGCUCUUUGAAAGAAUUCCCAGACUUGAGGAAUGACCUGGCCUUUCUUCUGCACAUGCUGGAUCAGUACGACCCCCUACUGGUGCAGAGGCUUUCUGUGUUUCUAUCCCCUCUGAGUGAGCACCCUCUAGGGGAGGACAGCCUGGAGCGCAGCUGGGGGGAGGAGCAGCUGAGGGCCCAGGUCACAGUGGACACAGAAGGCAGCUCCAGACUGACUCUAGUGGCCCUGCCCAGGAUUCCCUCAGCCGUGUACACGCUCAGCCAUCUUCAUGUGCUCAGAUUAGAACUCAUCACUGAUGCUCGCUUUACUGCACAGCUGUCAAACAUGUCCUCCCUCAGAGAGCUGCACCUGUACCACUGCUCUGCUGCUAUAGCUCCCGGUGCUCUGAGCGUGCUACAGGAUCGUCUGGAGGUCCUCCAUCUCACCUUUUCCCACCCCUCACAGCUGCCCAGGUGGGUACACUGCCUCAGGGGCCUGCAGCAACUACACCUGAGUGGCCAUCUGUACAGCGAGGGAGUGGCACGCAGCUGGGCCCUGGGAAGCCUACGUCAACUCCAUCAUCUGCGAGUACUGGUGAUUUAUAGCAUGUUGCAGCGUAUUCCAGGAGAGCUGUGUGAAGUGGCAAGCACUUUAGUGAGGUUGGAGAUCCACAAUGAAGGUACGAGGCUGUUGGCUCAAAGUGGACUGAAGCGCUUGUUUGGUCUCACAGAGGUGCUUCUCCAGGACUGUCAGCUGGAACGCCUCCCUUCUGCUCUCACAGCACUCACUAACCUGUGCUCUCUUGAUCUGCAACACAAUAGGCUUAGAACUCUGGAAGAAAUUGGUGGACUGUCACAACUACGCCAUCUUUCAAACCUUAGGCUUGCAUACAACCAGAUUGUAGCACUACCACCUUGCAUUAGUGUACUCCAAAAGCUGAAGUUGUUAGACCUCGCCAAUAAUCAGCUCCACAGUGUCCCCCUUGCCCUUUUCACUCUGCGUGGCCUGCAGAAGCUACUCCUGUCUGGUAACCUUUUGCAGCAUCUGCCUGGUGAGGUGAGGGCAUUGCAAUCGCUCACAGAACUGGACGUAAGUGGGAACAGGUUGGAGAGCCUUCCCAGUGAACUGUUCAGUGGUUGUCUAAAGCUGCGUGUGCUGAAUGCAUCUCACAACUACCUGCGCUCCUUACCGCGGGGGGUGGGUGCUUUAACUGAGGUGCAUAGGUUGGACCUGCGCAGUAACAGUCUUGAGGAGUUGCCCUGUGAGUUGGUCCACUGCUCUGGCCUCUGUGGAGGGGGGCUGUUAGUGGAGGACUGGCUAUACUUGUCUUUGCCCCUACUUGUCCGGGACCUGCUCAGUCAAUCCCAGUCCAGCUCUCGGCCGGAGUCCGAUACUUUUCCAUAUUUUUCUCCAACACAGUGGUGCUUCCACUCUACUCUGGAAUCACAGAUUUAA
Molecule: messenger RNA, 2625 nt
Organism: Periophthalmus magnuspinnatus
Lineage: Eukaryota; Metazoa; Chordata; Actinopteri; Gobiiformes; Gobiidae
Product: volume-regulated anion channel subunit LRRC8D
Molecular function (GO): protein binding
Source: RefSeq, a predicted model, not a curated record